Messenger RNA from Postia placenta MAD-698-R-SB12, 1800 nucleotides. RefSeq lists its product as hypothetical. Gene Ontology annotation, cellular component: nucleus. The transcript is spliced from 8 exons. Gene Ontology annotation, molecular function: protein tyrosine/serine/threonine phosphatase activity. Bases 1 to 1533 code for a protein of 510 amino acids. The record is from RefSeq and is a predicted model, not a curated record. Gene Ontology annotation, biological process: protein dephosphorylation. Lineage: Eukaryota; Fungi; Basidiomycota; Agaricomycetes; Polyporales; Adustoporiaceae.
AUGAAUCAGAUUAUUGACAACCUAUGGGUCGGCGACUUGAGAGCAGCACUGGACACAGAAAUGCUCAAGGCCAAUAACAUUUCAAGUACUUUCAUUCGCUUCCAAAUCAACCUCGAUGACACCGAAGAUGCGGAUAUCCUGGCCCAUCUCAUCUCUGCCGUUGCCUUCAUUGAAGCAGAACUCAACAAGGGCAAGGGCGUCCUAGUGCAUUGUCAAGCGGGCAUGAGCCGAAGCGCGACCAUUGUCGCUGCAUACCUCAUGUAUGUCCGACAUAUCGAUGUGGGGAGCGCGUUAGAGCUUAUCCGGAAGGCGCGUCCGAGCAUACAACCUAAUCCAGGGUUUCUGCGACAACUGGAGAUCUUCCACCAAGCCUCGUAUAAGGUCUCGAAACGGGAUAAGGCAACACGGAUGUUCUACCUCGAGCGGGUCGUCCAAGACGUCAUGAAUGGCGAUGGGGAAGUAGAAACAGACUUUUUCGCAAAGUUUCCCCAGACACCGUCCGACUCUGUUCCACCAACACCCACCGGCCCACGCCGUAAAAUCCGCUGCAAGAUGUGCAGACAAGAGCUAGCCACGCGAGAGCACAUGCUCGACCAUGGGCAGCUUGGUCCCCCCACGCCCGCCUCCGCUGCAGCCUUCUCCCCCGCUGCCUCCCGGCGGCCCUCCAUGCACGACGGCAGGCCGUACAACCUCGCCAUGUCGCCUUCCACCUCGCGCCGCCCGUCGAUGCACGACAGCCGACCGCUCGGCCUCACGCCGCUCGGCCAAGCGACGCCCACGAUGUCGCGCCGGCCGUCGGGCUCGGCGCACGAGCCCGCCGCCCGCUCGCGCCUCGGCUCGAACACGGACACGCGCCCGCUCAGGUCUUCGCUCCUCGCGCUCGAGAGCGCUGCACAGCUGGGGCAGAACAUGUCGGACUCGCUGUCGGAGUCGGCGCUCGAGGAGGAGGAGUCCGACGAAGACCCGGGCAAUGGCGGGCAGGAGCAGAGCGCAGAGGACAAAGACGAGCAGACGCAACAGGAUGAGGCCGAGGACACCGACCGUGCGCCGCAGCAGGAGGCGCGGCCGUCGCCGCCGCCUCUAUCAAGCUCAGCGUCGGGGCCGCUACCUGCUAUCUCGCCCAUCCUGGCGCGGCGGCUAUCUCAGUCGUCCGGGCUGAUGCAUGGGUCGGACCUAGCCGCACAGCUAUACGCGAACCCGAAGCUCGCUGCGCUCCGCUCGCCGCCUGCUGCGCUGAACAUGACUGCGCUGACGUCGCCGGUCUCUUCGUCGUCGCCCAGCGGAGUGAAGGGGCUCCCAUACAGCCCCCCGAUCCUGGUGAACCCCAAAUGUUCGGGGUAUUUUGUCGAGCCGAUGAAGUGGAUGGACGUCUUCCUCGAGGACGGGCAGAUGGCGGGGAAGAUCGUCUGUCCGAACAAGAAAUGCGGUGCGAAGCUGGGCAAUUUCGAUUGGGCUGGCGUGUGCUGUGGGUGCAAGGAGUGGGUCGUGCCGGGCUUCUGCAUCCAUCGCUCCAAGGUGGACGAGGUGGUGUAAUGGAUCGUGGAUCGUCUGUACGUUGGAAUGAUGUAUAUUUGUAAGACACGAAUCUCGUUUCAGGUUGUCAGAACUCUAUCGCGGAGCAUAUACUCGUAUGCACAUGCUCGAUACACACUCUAGGACCUCUCCGCCAUUGUACCCAAAAACCCAUUGUUCACAAGCCACAGAGACGGACUACAUAGCUCUUCAUAUGGCUGACUACUCCUGCCAUUCCAUCAUAUUUCCGAAGUACCUCAGGAAACAAUGCAUAACUCGUUCCGCUCU